AUGUCUGGACAAAAGAGAGUGCUAGACAAUGAACUUAGGAGGAUUCGAACCAUUGUAAACCUACCCUCCUUCCAAGACUUCCCAAACAAGGACGACUUAACUACACGCAUAUAUUAUGGAUCAAUAAACUCAGAUUCAAACCCUCUUUUGAAGUUAUUAGCCGUCUUGAUCGGGAUUGAUAAACUACAAGACUUCCCGAAAUGUAUCAAAGAGGGAAUGGAUGACGGUUGCCUCCCAAUGACAGUAGAAAAUCCCAAUGAUGGCACGACACCUCUCUACUGCGAACGCCACAAGGCGCACCAUGCGACUAUCGAUAGUUUUCGUCGACCUAACGACAGGAUUCAAUUUACACAGUGGUCAUACAGUAAACAUUCUCACUACCGUCUACACGCCAGUGAUAUCUUCCCCAUGCCCUCUGGGAGAAAGCUACAGAAGCAAGAGACGUUGAAGCAAGAUAUUACGAAGAAAGAGGUGACGAGAAGAGAGAUGACGAAGCAAGAGGUGGCCGUGCAAGGCAACAAACCCCAAAUCACAGAGGGGGCUUUUGCGUGUGGUGGGUUUAGUGAAGUGUAUCAAGUCAAGAUUGACAAGAGUCAUCAACGUUUUGAAGAUAUCGGGAUACGCCACCCCGAGGAAUUGUUCGCUCUGAAGAAGCUUAUCUCUCAUGAUCGGGACGACUUCAACAUGGAACUCUCAUCCCUGUUAUUCUGUAUGGAUAAAUCCAUUGUCAAAAAAGCCGAUAAUCACAUAAUCCAACCUCUCGCAACCUUUGAAGUUGAAGAGCCCGCAGUUCGUGGGUCGACUUACUAUAUUCUCUUCGACUGGGCUGAGGGGAAUCUCAAUGAUUUCUGGGAGAAGAACGAUCAUCUCGUGGGGGCGAGGGACCAUUGUAAAUGGAUGUCUCGUGAGUUCUAUUCGCUCUGUUUGGCGCUCGAGUGUGUUCAUAAUGAGCGUAAAGAGACAUUGAAGUCCAUUGACGAAAAUAAGCUUGAAAAAAACUUAUCAGGAAGACUUCAUGAUGCUAAAAGCUUAUAUGGGCGUCAUGGAGAUAUUAAGCCAGAUAACUUCCUUUGGUUCGUCCCCCCUCAGCUACCACCACCUCAGCAAGAGAGUCAACUGGCUCUAUCUGAUUUCGGGCUUGGAAGAUUGCAUACUAAAGUCUCUCGAUCGAAUCAAGACCCAAGGAACAUUGCCAGGACGGAGACAUAUAGGGCGCCAGAGUUUGACCUAAAUAAUGGUACAAUUUCUCGCGCAUCCGAUAUCUUUAGCCUUGGAUGCGUAUUUCUCGAAUACGUUACCUGGUUCAUGCUAGGAAACACAGGCUUGACAGAAGGGUUCCCCGCCCAUAGAUCCGAGCCAGAUAUCUACAAUUUCGAGUCAGAUACUUUCUUCAGCAUUCGCGAACAGCAGCCCUUCUUAAAAGAAAGCGUCAAAAGUUGGAUCAAACAGCUCCAAGGGCACGAAAACUGUAGUUGGUACUUACAUCAACUCCUUGAUAUCAUAAGGGAUAAGAUGUUAGCACCAGAUCGCAAGAAUCGAAUCCAUAUCGGGGAACUUAUUAAGGACAUGGAUUUGCUUCGUCAAGCAUGCGAGAGGAAUGACAGCUUCUAUUUGAAGACGAAAGGUGAAUCUUAGUUUUAUCGAGCAUAAAGUCUUUUAUUCGUGUACCUUAUCCUAUUCUACCAGUCGCUGUCUCCACUCCCCUGUCAUUUCUCGUACUAUGCUCCCCUUUUAUCCAUCUCCCCCCAACAGCGACGUUUAGAAAAGGCAGGCCCGCAGGUGACUUAUUUGAAGUGCCCACGCACUUAGACGAAGAAGGGAGUUGAACCCAGGCGCACCUACUGUACAGAAUACUGUGCGAGGUGAUAUUCAGCAUCAAAUAUCCUUAGCCCCAAGCAGUGUCAAGAGAGAUAGGUCCAGUACUGGUUAGGUAUGGCACGGGUCGGCGUUAGGGUUUUGAUACCAGAGUUUCUUUAUAUUCCACAACCACAUAUACCUCUAGUAAGCUUCAUAAUCCUGGAUAUUGAUAGCCAAGCUAACCUUCAUAGCAUUACAAAUUAUUCCAUUGACGCCAUGUGCCCCUGGGGCUCUUUAGUCAUCCACUAUACCUUAUAGUGGAAGCGAAUUGUCCUUUCUAUCUCAGCUAUUUGGCUCUUGUGGAUCGGGGAAUCUCAGCAUUGAUCAUAGAACGGUUGCGGAU
Messenger RNA from Daldinia vernicosa, 2200 nucleotides. RefSeq names its product kinase-like protein. Gene Ontology annotation, molecular function: ATP binding; protein serine/threonine kinase activity. NCBI's taxonomy places the organism in Eukaryota, Fungi, Ascomycota, Sordariomycetes, Xylariales, Hypoxylaceae. The coding region runs from base 1 to 1635 and encodes 544 amino acids. Gene Ontology annotation, biological process: peptidyl-threonine phosphorylation; peptidyl-serine phosphorylation. The transcript has 5 exons. The record is from RefSeq and is a predicted model, not a curated record.